This is a messenger RNA of Spodoptera frugiperda (fall armyworm), 1224 nucleotides long. RefSeq lists its product as uncharacterized. The record is from RefSeq and is a predicted model, not a curated record. Bases 345 to 1121 code for a protein of 258 amino acids. The transcript is spliced from 4 exons. Lineage: Eukaryota; Metazoa; Arthropoda; Insecta; Lepidoptera; Noctuidae.
AUGUCAAAAACGUCAAAGAGAUGUCAACAACGACGACAAAAACGUAGGAUCGUCGUAGUCGUAGCUCAAAAUCCAGAAAAAAAUACAUUCCAUCGUUAUUUAAUUCAAGAGAAACUAGUAGUUUAGGUGUAAUAUUUUUACUACAUUACUGGCAGAAUGAAAGUAGUGCAAAGUGAAUUAAUUGAUUCGUAAACCUUUGGCCUAACGAUAAAAAUACAUUUAAUUUAUUAGGACCACUAACGUAUUAUUACAUUACAUCUUAAAAUAAUACUAGUAUUCGUAAAGGCUAAUUUUAUUUAGAUGUGAACUGCUUUGACUAGUAAAUAAUUUUACUAUCAGUCACAAUGUCAACAUUAGGAUCAUUACCUGUGAUUUUGAUCAGCAGUUUAGAAGAGGCGGCUGCUAAGGCUCUUGUUUCUGAAUUAAUAGACAACGAUGUAACAGACACAUACAUCCAAGAUGGACAAUCUGGUGAUCGUGUAUGGAAAUUGGUAAAUAAAUAUUACACAGCAAAUGUGAGAGUUCACAUAUUGCCAGACAAUGGGCAGCUGGACAACAGCAGUGGACAAGGUGUCAGCCCUGAGAGUAUAGAAGCAUACAUCAUUCACCUUACUGAGGACGAGUUAGAGGAUGAUAGUGUGUGGUGUCGGAGAGCUGCGGGCGCCGGCGGGGCGUGGCGGCGGGCCGCCGUGCGCCUCGUGCUGGCGGACUGCGACGCCGACCCCGGCGGCGCGCUGGCCGCCUGGAGCGCCGCGCAGCGCGCCGAGCUCUUAGCGUGGCGCGGCGCGCCGCCCGAUGACGGACCCGAGCGCGCACGGGACGCGCUGCAGGCGCACGUGUGGCCCGGAAUGCAACGAGAGGGCCGCGCGGCCCGCCUACCCCCAUUGCUAUCAUCAGACUCGUGGUCAAGCUCAGGCGGGUCGGACGAGUCGGACUCUGAAGCGGAGGAGCUGCGCGCCGUGGAGCAGGCGGAGGCGUUCGCGGCAGCGCUGGGGUCGCUGGGGGCGGCGGCCGACACGCGGCCCGCGCCCGCGGGGGGCGGCACGGAGCGACUCGACCACGCCGAGGCGCUGGUGCAAGCCUUCUGCCGGGCACUCGGCUACGACAUGGACUCCUGCUGAACUCGUCUCACUUCACCAUACUUAUUAUCGUCUACUUGAUUUGAACAUAGGCGCUGUCAUCGCUAUGUAUGUACAUACUAUAAUAUAAUUUUAUAUUAUCUGA